Cuscuta epithymum is the source of this 1383-nucleotide messenger RNA. The record is from the annotation of a GenBank genome assembly. Lineage: Eukaryota; Viridiplantae; Streptophyta; Magnoliopsida; Solanales; Convolvulaceae.
GGUAAUUCCGACACCUGUGAGUGUGUAAAGCUUCAUAAGAUCGACGUGCAAGGAAAGCCUACAAAUGAUUUGUCACUGCAGCAUGUGCGAUACAUUUCCAUGUGGGAGAGGGGCGAUGGGACGCGGUUGUUACCGGGACACUGUCGACACAGACAUGAUUUGGUUUGGAUUACAUGAGAUGAUAUUAUACUAUCAAAUUGUUGCUCGUCUCCCCUUCAUUUAUGCUACAUACUCACCAUUAUCAACCUACUUCAGUUGCUCUGCACUAGAAGGUACAUGGUCUAAUAAUUUUAUCCUUUUUUAUAUAUAUUUAUGAUCUAAAUGUAAUGCAUGUUCACAUUUCAGACACCGGCUUGCAAUGUGACACCGUCCCCCCGGAUGAAUGAGAUAUUGUUAAUUUUUCCUAGCAAUUAAUUUUAGAACUAUUAAAUUGAAAUUUGUGGAACUCACGUAGGGCAAGAACCGCCUUGUGCAUUCCGAGCCGCAUAUUAAUUAAAAUAGAUAUGAAUUGGAAGGUUGGGAAAAUAAAGGAAGCAAUGGGCCAAAACUCAUUUAAUAGACUAAAAAGUAAACCCACGAUCUAGACAUUUGCGGCGCAGGAGACACAUGAGCCUAAGAGAGUUCUUAGAGAGUUUUGUACGUAAAACUUGAUCUUCGCCGUUUUCAAUCCGUUCAAGGUCAGAGAAGAACAUGGAGAUAGAGCUUAAGCUGGGGAAAGGACUAUCACAAUCAAGGGUUGCUAUUCUCGCCAUUUCUCAGAGAAACCAUACCGGCAAUCCAUUUGAGCUCAUCACAUUGUGGAUGGAGGCAGCAACGCAUACUAUCGUCGGGAAUAAGAGAGGAAGUCAAAGUAGUCUUGGAAACUACACGGGACAACAUGGAGAAACCAGAUACGAAUGGUAAAGGUUGGCUAUAUUCUGGGAAUCAGUAUUGGAUUCUGAACACGAUUGAGGUUUCUUGCCAAAGUUUCGCUUCAAAUUGGAUCUGCAUGGAUCAGAAUAUUUUGAUCAGAAUAUUUUGGAUCAUCAUCCUCUCCUUAAGAUCAGAAUAUUUUGAUCAAUUUCUUCUUCUUCAGCAGAAGAAGUUGCGGAGGAAGACUAAUUUACAUUACAAAUUUUAUAUUAAGGUGUCAUGCAUGGUUUCAUCUGAGAAUAGACGGUAUCAUAUUGAUAUAGAAGAUGGUCAUGUGAAACAUAAUGGGUACAGUGCUACUAAUGUGCACCAUGAAGGAAGCGUGUGGACUGAGAUGGACUGUAAUACACAUUAAGUAUUAUUUGUCCAAUAUAAUUGUGGUUAUAUAUUAGUUACAUUUUAUUUGAAAUAUGAUCAUAUAUAAUAUCCUUUGUUUUCUCAAAUGAAAUGAGAGUUCAUUUUUACUUUUUA